This is a messenger RNA of Peronospora farinosa, 990 nucleotides long. Lineage: Eukaryota; Oomycota; Peronosporomycetes; Peronosporales; Peronosporaceae. The record is from the annotation of a GenBank genome assembly.
AUGAUGUGCUGGAAGCGCGUCGCUUUGCAGGGAUUACGAGCCGUUUGGCCAUCCCCCAGUCCUUUAUCUCGUGGUGUAAUGGGUCUACGAUCCAAGGCGGGUACUAUACCACCUUCAGUGGCUGUAAAUACGACCAAGAACGCUGCUGGGCCAUCGACAACGAUUGCGUCAGGAGUCGGAUCGGCAUCUACGGCUUUUAAAAGCAAACGCUGUCGUUUCGUGAAGUCCCGGUCGAGAAUUUCUAUGCUUCUUGGCAAGUAUCAGGUCGAUCGGUUACUCAAGUUUAAGCAGAGCAAUGCUAUGAAGGCGACCAAGAAGGCGGCAGAGAUGGAAGCCAAGAAAGCCAUUGUAGCUGCAGAAGCGGAGGCGAAUCUUCAAUUACGGAACUCCCUGGCGCUUCGAUUCAGCAAUGAAAACUCGUACUUGAACUGGGCGAGAAACGGUGUCCUGUCGUCUGCCGUCGGAGUCGCAAUGUAUGCGCAGGAGCACCACCGCGGAGCACAACUAAGUGGUGCAGGGUUGCUGCUGUUGGGCUUCGGAUACAUUGGCGUAGGCACGGCAAAGUAUAUUUAUUACAUUUUCCGCUUCCGCCACGUCAUGGAACUGUCCUGGGCAAGCGUCUUCGGAACGAUUUCCCAUGCUGCGUGGGGGUUAGCCAUCUGGUUGACCGCUAUUGCUUCCUUCCUGGAAAGUGUGCCUCUUGAGCUAGAUGCAAUGCUGCUGACAGAGCCUCUUGCAAGUUACCUCCCGUUCCGGAUUCGUCAGGGUCUGAUCGAGACGUACAGCCUCCACCUGGACGACCUCGAGCACCACAAUGACGAGCAAGAGCGUGUGAUGCGUGCAAUUCGCGGUGAUCACGGAGCUCCGGAGUUGGCCGACAUCCAAGAGGGCGAAGAAUUACCUCCUCAGUUGGAAGCUCAGCUGAUCGAGCAGAAUUUACACACAUCCCCGGGCCUGACGGUAGUAGGCUCUGUGCCUCCCUCACCUUAA